Messenger RNA from Solanum pennellii, 1833 nucleotides. Its product is annotated as signal recognition particle 54 kDa protein 2. The transcript has 9 exons. The coding region runs from base 1 to 1500 and encodes 499 amino acids. Gene Ontology annotation, molecular function: endoplasmic reticulum signal sequence receptor activity; ATP hydrolysis activity; 7S RNA binding. The record is from RefSeq and is a predicted model, not a curated record. NCBI's taxonomy places the organism in Eukaryota, Viridiplantae, Streptophyta, Magnoliopsida, Solanales, Solanaceae. Gene Ontology annotation, cellular component: cytosol; signal recognition particle, endoplasmic reticulum targeting. Gene Ontology annotation, biological process: SRP-dependent cotranslational protein targeting to membrane, translocation; SRP-dependent cotranslational protein targeting to membrane.
AUGGUGUUAGCAGAAUUAGGGGGGAGCAUAUCGCGUGCUCUCCAGCAGAUGAGCAAUGCGACAAUUAUUGAUGAGAAAGUUCUGAACGAAUGCCUCAAUGAAAUCACUCGUGCUCUUCUUCAAGCUGAUGUUCAGUUUAAGCUUGUUCGUGAUAUGACCACUAAUAUUAAGAAAAUUGUCAAUCUUGACGAUCUUGCUGCUGGACAUAACAAGCGUAGGAUCAUCCAACAGGCGGUUUUUAAUGAGCUCUGCAAAAUAUUGGAUCCUGGGAAGCCUUCUUUUACACCGAAAAAAGGGAAACCCAGUAUUGUCAUGUUUGUUGGUUUGCAAGGGUCUGGAAAGACAACAACAUGUACAAAGUAUGCAUAUUACCACCAGAAAAAAGGUUGGAAACCAGCUUUAGUGUGUGCUGAUACAUUUAGAGCUGGUGCUUUCGAUCAAUUGAAGCAGAAUGCCACAAAAGCAAAGAUACCCUUUUAUGGGAGCUACACGGAGUCAGACCCUGUGAAAAUAGCAGUUGAUGGUGUUGAAACAUUUAAGAAGGAAAAUUGUGAUCUAAUAAUUGUUGAUACAAGUGGACGCCACAAACAAGAAGCUGCUCUUUUUGAAGAGAUGCGACAAGUUGCUGAAGCAACGAAACCAGAUCUUGUGAUUUUUGUUAUGGAUAGCAGUAUUGGUCAAGCUGCCUUUGAUCAAGCUCAAGCAUUUAAGCAAAGUGUUGCAGUUGGAGCUGUAAUUGUUACUAAGAUGGAUGGUCAUGCAAAAGGAGGUGGUGCCCUCAGUGCAGUUGCUGCAACAAAAAGUCCCGUCAUUUUUAUUGGAACUGGUGAACACAUGGACGAGUUUGAAGUUUUUGAUGUUAAGCCAUUUGUCAGCCGUCUUUUAGGCAUGGGUGAUUGGUCUGGGUUCAUGGACAAGAUACAUGAGGUUGUCCCGAUGGAUCAACAGCCUGAACUUCUUCAGAAGCUAUCGGAAGGACAUUUUACCUUGAGGAUUAUGUAUGAGCAAUUUCAGAACAUACUUAAAAUGGGCCCCAUUGGCCAGGUUUUUUCCAUGCUUCCAGGAUUCAGUGCAGAGUUGAUGCCAAAAGGACGUGAAAAUGAAAGCCAGGCAAAAAUUAAACGAUACAUGACAAUGAUGGACUCAAUGACUAAUGAAGAAUUGGAUAGUUCCAAUCCUAAGCUUAUGACCGACUCCCGAAUUAUGCGGAUAGCCAGGGGUUCCGGCCGCCAAGUGCACGAGGUAAUGGAUAUGAUGGAGGAAUACAAACGACUGGCUAAGAUAUGGAGUAAGAUGAAGGGACUUAAGAUUCCAAAGAAGGGAGAGAUGAGCGCCUUGUCUCGAAACAUGAAUGCACAACACAUGAGCAAAGUCUUGCCUCCCCAGAUGUUGAAACAAAUAGGCGGUAUGGGUGGUUUGCAGAACUUGAUGAAGCAAAUGGGUUCUGCCAAGGACAUGAUGGGUGGUAUGGGUGGUAUGUUUGGUGGUGGAGACAAGUAAACAUGAAAGCACAGUUAACAGUUAAAACUCAAAGCUGGCAAAUCUUUUUUCUUUUUUUUUGUUAACUGGGAACAUCUUAACCCCAGAGUUUCCUCUUUCUCCUUGUAUUAGUGGUCAUAGAUUUUGAAAUUUUAGGAAGCAGAUAAUGUCAAAUUGUCAAUAGAAGGAUUUGCUAUGAUUCAUGUAUGCUUGAUGAUUUUCUUUGUUGUAAUUUUGUAGCAGGAUGUUUCAUAAGUACAAAUUGUUGAGUGUAUAGCAUUGUAACUGUCAAUCUUUUCUCUCUACCAUCAAUCGAAACCGAUUGAACGGAAAAAAAAGUUAUUGGUUUAUCGA